AUGGAUGAAUUCAUUGACAACUUAUUGCGAGAGGAACGCUACUGCGACAUUCAUUUGCCGAGGAUACAGAAGCGAAUGACUUUGGAGGAAGUUGGCGAGUUGCAGCUAUAUGUAAGUGCUCUAGAUGAGGAUCUCGAUAAUUUGUCUUCCUCAGAAUCCGAAGAUGAAAACGACAAAAACCGAAAAAAGAAGGAGACUCGGCCAAAAGUUGGUUUGAAUUGUACAUAG
Messenger RNA from Gongylonema pulchrum, 228 nucleotides. The record is from the annotation of a GenBank genome assembly. NCBI's taxonomy places the organism in Eukaryota, Metazoa, Nematoda, Chromadorea, Rhabditida, Gongylonematidae.